AUGUCGCCCACCAGCGUCCUGCGUGGUCGCAAAUUUCUCCUGUAUACAGAAGGCAUGUCAGAUGACGACAUCGAAAUAUGUGCGGGCCUCCUUCGGAAGCACGGGGGGACAAGGGUGUUCGCGAUCGCAGAUGCCACACAUGUAGUGGUGCACCCCCCAACGGCCGAGACCUUCAAGAACUGGAAGGACAACUUGGAACGGUUCUUAAAGGCUCAGCUUCAAGCCGCAGCCUCACUCCUUCGCGUGCCGGUAUUAGUUCGGUCAGAGCACAUCACGGAUUGGACGCGCACCGGUUCCGAGCCGGAGGUGGACGACGCAGGAAACCGCCCGCUGUGGGGCCCAUUCGACCGCCUGUCGCCGGCUGGCGGCGACUCCCGAUCUCAUGGCACGGCUCAGCAGUAUCAGACGACGACCGACGAACAGGGAGGGUCUGCCUCUUCGGGUCCUGGAGACCAUGACGCACCUUCAGCCCCCACCGGAACGGACCCCUUCGGUGGUGCCUUGCCAUUCAGCGUUGUCGAGGACCCCAGUUGGUCCUCCACAGACGCGGGGACAGCCGACUCGUCACCCAACUCCGCCCCUCCGACCACGCGGGACACCAAAAUAAAGGUGAUUUCUUCGUCAUCCAAGCUCGACACCUCGAAGCCCAACGUCUUCAGCGGCCCUCGCAGCUCGUUCUUUGUGGCGGACGGCUGUGGGGAGGGAUUAGCAGGAAUCAUCGUUUACUUGGGCGGAAUCAUCGUUAACGACCUUCACAUUGUGGACUACAUCAUCGUGCCAGGGAAAAAGUCGUCGACAAUGUCUCUCGGCGGAGUUGCCCCGGCGGCCCACAUUCUUCGCGAGCGCUUCGUGAUGGACUGCGCUCUGCACCGCAAGCUCCGAGACCCUACGCGUCAGUUAUACAUUCCCAACUGGGCAAGAGCACGAACAGUGGUACCCAGGCCGAACGUACCGCCGGUGCCGUCUCCAUCUCGUCCGGCUGUGCAGCGCGACUCGGCGGCGUUUUAUCUGGCCCGGGCCAGCAUAGGAGUGCCGCUCUUCGGGCAGCCACUUGCACGUACGCCUUGCGCUGCCGCCAAGGCAAGCGGCAAUGUGUCAACUGAGGAGAAGAUCACGCCAUCGAAGUCUCUCCCCCGCACCGGCAGCAGCAGCCUGCAGCUUGUGACGCAGGAGGCGACUACGACCACGGCCACGAGCUCGACCUCGACCUCUGCCGUAACGAUGGCGGAAUCUUCGACGCCACCGUCAAGGGUAGGUGCACCCCCGCCCACGACCUUCGCCGCUGGUACGCACCCGUCGAACGCCAUCUGGGUGGACGACCGCAGCUCGGUGGAGGACCCCAGCUCCGUGGACGACCCCACCACGGAGGACGCUGCUCCACCGACUGCGCCCCCCUCUGCAAAGCCCCCGUCGACCCCGCAGGCCAAGCGUGGUCGGAUCUCGGACCCCACCGACCCUACCCUGGGCUGA
Messenger RNA from Vanrija pseudolonga, 1470 nucleotides. RefSeq lists its product as uncharacterized. Bases 1 to 1470 code for a protein of 489 amino acids. NCBI's taxonomy places the organism in Eukaryota, Fungi, Basidiomycota, Tremellomycetes, Trichosporonales, Trichosporonaceae. The transcript is spliced from 4 exons. The record is from RefSeq and is a predicted model, not a curated record.